This is a messenger RNA of Lactuca sativa (garden lettuce), 2195 nucleotides long. RefSeq names its product chromatin remodeling protein EBS. The record is from RefSeq and is a predicted model, not a curated record. Gene Ontology annotation, molecular function: chromatin binding. Lineage: Eukaryota; Viridiplantae; Streptophyta; Magnoliopsida; Asterales; Asteraceae.
GGAAAUGAAAUCCACUCAAAAUACUUAAAUUUUUUAAUACCCCACUUCAAUCCCUUUUUAAUACCCCACUUCAAUCCCCUUCAUUCUCUUCUUCCCUUCUCUGUACAAACCCUAAUCACGAUACCAUCACUUCUAUACACCUCGACAACUCAUAUAAUCGCCGUGAGAGCGUGAAAAUGGCCGAAGUGAUUUCUCCGAUGGACAUAGAUUAAGUCAAUCCGUCUCAAGGACCUAACGGCAACAAGGGAAACUCUGUAGUCACUUCCGGCGGCGCCCCACCAGCCCACAACAAAGCCACUCCCUGGGUCGAGAAGUUUCGGCCUCAAUCUCUCGCCGACGUCGCCGCUCAUCGUGACAUAGUCGAUACCAUUGAUAGGCUUACAAGUGAGAAAAAAUGCCUCAUUUGUUACUGUAUGGACCACCGGGCAUCGGCAAGACAUCGACGAUUCUUGCGGUAGCUAGAAAGCUUUUCGGGACGCAAAUGCACAAUAUGGUUUUGGAGCUCAACGCUUCAGAUGAACGUGGAAUUGAUGUGUUGAGGCAGCAGAUACAGGACGUGUUUGAACAUUUACCUAUUCAAAAGAAAGGGGAUUCGAGAUUCUGGAGAUUGUGUGUUAAUGCGGCCAUCUGAUUCUGAUAAGCCUCCAUACGUUGCUCGAGUUGAAAAGCUUGAAGCGGAUCAUAGAAACAGUGUGAAGGUUCGUGUUAGGUGGUAUUAUUGUCCUGAUCAUUAUGAUAUGCAGAGUGCACAUACAAUUCAAGGGAAAUGUAUAGUUCACUCUUUCAAGAACUACACGAAACUUGAUAAUGUCGGCACUGAAGACUACUUUUGUGGCUUCGAGUACAAGGCUACUACCGGUGGUUCCACCCCUGAUCGUGUUGCAGUGUACUGCAAAUGUGAAAUGCCCUACAACCCUGAUGACUUGAUGGUUCAAUGUGAAGGAUGCAAGGACUGGUUUCAUCCUUCUUGCAUGGGUAUGACAAUUGAAGAGGCAAAAAAAUUGGACCAGUUUUUUUUGCUCAGAUUGUUCCUCUGAUGAUGAUGCAAAAAGACCAUCGAAUCCUUUCCCAGUUUCCACAUCUUCAGAUGUCAAGAGGGAGGGGAGUAUGGCAAUGCUUGUAUGAUCCAAGCUCUUCUCUUCUUGUUACAGCAGGAUUUGAUUCUGCCAUAAAAGUGCAUAAGCUGUAUUAUUUUUUGCCCAUUGGAUCGGAAUCAGAGAGAUGCAGUGGUCUGGAAGAGUGUGAAGAAAACAAAUGUUUACUAUCCAAAUUACAAAUUCAAAGCGUACUGCACUAAUGGACAGAAAAGCUUCCACUAUGUAUUAUAGAAUCCAAGCGGGAUCACCUCUAUCAGUUUUGGAAAUCCUACAUUAGGAAGCCUAUGUUGCUAGUGGGACCGAGUCUUGGAGCAGCAGUUGACUUUGUAGUCAACCAUCCAGAAGCUGUUGAUAAGCUGAUUUUGUCACCAAGGAAGCUUGGUUUUGCUUGGAGAUGAAGUUUAUCAAGAUGAACGCCCAUUUAUAAGUUCUAGAAAGGUAUUGUUUGACAUGGGUGAAGCAAUUAGCAAGGAGCUAGAGCUUAUUUCUUUCCACACUGUUUCCAAAGCAUUCUUAGGUGAAUGUGGACAACGUGGUGGAUACUUUGAGAUGACAAACAUCCCUCCCCAGGUUUAUAUCUUUUAAACACAGUUGAUGAAAUAUACAGGUUGCAUUGAUUUCACUCAGUCCCAAUGUUCCUAGGCAGAUAUUUGACAAUGGUGAGCCCCCCAAAGCCUGGUGAUAUCUCGUAUGAGCAGUUUCUUAGAGAGAGCUAUUCAUUGCAGGAUGAUCAAAAUGUUGAAGGAUUGAAAAUUGCAACAGGACAUGUGGCAGCAAAUACUAUAAGACUGUUAAUUUAUGGGUGCCAAGCUGGCGGGUUAAUUGGGGUAUCUGGUCAAAACAUUGGUCAACUAAGAAAGUCCUUUGGUGUAACUUAAUGAGGAAGACAACCAACAGAGUUAAUUCGUCUAGAAUCUAACACAGCUGGAAGAAGGCCGUGGAUACUUUCAUUUGGUCUUGGUUGUACAAAUAGCUUACAUAGUUAGGGAAAACCUCUUAAUAGCAAUGUACAAUUAGAUCCCUUUAAUACCAACGUAUUACAAUGUAUUUUAUUUUUGUAUGACAUUAACUUUUGUGCAAUGUGUUUUAUUUUUUGUA